AUGACUCGCCUUCCACCCAAGGAUAAAAAAUAUCUGGAAAAUGUACUUUGUAGGAAAAUUUGUUUAAACGCUAAACCACUUGGCUCUAUGGUCUACGUGAAGGAGUGCCUCAAAGGCACAUUGCCUAUUUGUUUCUGCUUUCCAGUUUACUGCCCCACUAGUAAGGUUUCACUACCACUUGGUACUGAGAAGCUACCAUCCUUCUACCUGUACAGACAUGUACAAAUUAAAAUAUGCAUUAUUUUGAAUAUUUUUCAUGCUAAAGAAUAUAGAUACUCACUGGGCACUUUUUCUUCGGACAGUCUGAAUAUUUUAUUCAUUAGACCGGUCGGAUCAGUUUUUUUUCAAUUUAUUCAAGAACCGAUAGUUGUUUUGUUAAAAAAAUUCAGCUUUUGCUACAAAAAGGUGAAGUCAUCUUGUUGGGGUUAUCAGAUUAUCCUCAUCAUCGUUAAAAUGCAACAAGCACAGAAUAGAAAGUUGGCUAUAAAGAAAUCCUAUCAGUUUAUUCUGUUGGACAUGGUUUUCCAGGGAUCUCUAGAGCCAAUCAGCAUCAGCUGUGAUGUGGCUGUCGAGUUGAUCCCCAUCAAAGUGUACAGCUCCUUCUUACAUCCUCUCAAGCCCGUUCUACCACCACAUCUCACUUUUGCAAAUGAAGAACAAAAAAAUGUGAUUAGAAGUUCCUACAGCCUUGAUAAGCACAUGGCUUCAUGUUGCCAACUGUUUCCGAAUCAGCAACCUGUGGGUGGAUUAAGUUUUGUUAAAACUCGCAAAGUGGAGAUUAUGCAGAGAGACGGACGAAAUUUUCCUUUCUUUUUAAUACAUGUUCUAAGGAUGCUAUCAGCGGAUAACUUUUUUUCUUUCGAAAAAGGACCGAAAUUUCAAGUGAAACUAUUUAAUGAUAUACGAUUAGCCCACUUUUCUUUGACAGAAGCUCAUUUAUUUCGUAGAAAUGAGGUGGUAUCAACUUGUUUCCCAUCUGAUUAA
This is a messenger RNA of Echinococcus granulosus, 984 nucleotides long. RefSeq lists its product as hypothetical. The record is from RefSeq and is a predicted model, not a curated record. Lineage: Eukaryota; Metazoa; Platyhelminthes; Cestoda; Cyclophyllidea; Taeniidae. The transcript is spliced from 6 exons. The coding region runs from base 1 to 984 and encodes 327 amino acids.